Labeo rohita (rohu) is the source of this 2924-nucleotide messenger RNA. RefSeq names its product v-myb avian myeloblastosis viral oncogene homolog-like 2a (gene mybl2a). Gene Ontology annotation, biological process: regulation of DNA-templated transcription. NCBI's taxonomy places the organism in Eukaryota, Metazoa, Chordata, Actinopteri, Cypriniformes, Cyprinidae. The record is from RefSeq and is a predicted model, not a curated record. Gene Ontology annotation, cellular component: nucleus. The coding region runs from base 263 to 2665 and encodes 800 amino acids. Gene Ontology annotation, molecular function: DNA-binding transcription factor activity, RNA polymerase II-specific; protein dimerization activity; RNA polymerase II cis-regulatory region sequence-specific DNA binding. The transcript is spliced from 8 exons.
UUGGAGGUUAGGCGCGCCACAAGGCAAACAAAACGACACAUGCACGGAGUCAUGAGAUGAGUAUUCACAACAAUAACUCAUAUCUGUAACUACAAUAGCGUGGUUACCUCUUGCAUUAUCGGUGACAUUUCAGAAACUUCUGCCAGACAGCGAAGAUAUGCCCGGGCAAGUGUGUAGGUUCAGUAUGCUUAUCCAGUAAUUCGUUUGAGUCAUCCUUUGAAAGCGCAGCUGCUUGAAAGGGAAAGUAAGUGUAAUAGAAACUAUGGUAAGUCUUAAACCUAAGGGUGGGACUGAUCCUGAGUCUGACAUUGAUGAAGAUAUUGAGCGACUGAAGAGCAAAUGGACGUCUAAAGAGGAUGAAAAUCUUGCUUCCCUCGUCGGGAGGUUUGGAAAGGAUGAGUGGGAGCUGAUUGCAGGCUUUCUACCUGGACGCUCUGCACAGGAUUGUAAAUACAGAUUCACGGUUGUCUUAGACCCAGAGCUCGUUAAGGGAACCUGGACCAAAGAAGAGGAUGAAAGGCUCAUUCAGCUGGUGUCAACGUAUGGUGACAAGAAGUGGAGCACAAUUGCAAAGCACCUAAAAGGCAGAAGAGGCAAACAGUGCCGCGAGCGGUGGCAUAAUCACCUCGACCCUUCUGUGAUUAAGACCCCCUGGACAACAGAAGAGGACCUCAUGAUCAUAAAAUGCCAUUGUGUGCUAGGAUCACGUUGGGCACAAAUUGCAAAGUUUCUCCCUGGAAGGACUGAUAAUUCCAUAAAGAACCACUGGUAUUCAACAUUAAAGCGUAAAAUGGACAAGGGCACCUACAAGAUGGAGGAUGUUGACUUGAGUGAUCUUGGACUCUACCUGUCACAAAGAGAAACAUCUACUUCCACAAGUCAUGAAAAGUCAAAGAGCAUAGCAGAGCCAUUGCCCAAGAUGAAAGAGGUGAAGAGGACGACUUUAGAGAAAACCCUGAAACCCAGCAGUCCACCUGUCUACCCAUGUUCAGCUUCCCCCUCCAGCUCCAGAAGUGCUUGUGUUGUGCCGCCACAGCAUAAAGCUUUUGUUGAUGAUGUUUUGCAAAUGAUUGCUGAGGACAUGCUACCCCUGAACUUCACUGAAAGUUCUGGGUUUCGUAAGUUCAUGACCUCAGUUGGUCCUCAACACCCACAAGUCUCACACCGCACGAUAGCUUUAGAGCUAUAUAAUGCUGUGGAGAAAACCAUCAAGCCACAGCUGAUCCAGCAGCUCAGGAACUGCAUUUCUUUGAGCGGAGGCCAUAAAGUUAUUCACGUCACGGCUGAUAUCUGGGCUAGUGAACAUUCAGAACCGCUUCUUGCCGUUCAGCUGCACUUUCUUGAUGAAGACUGGAACAUUCACAGGCCGACUGUGGCUUUUCGCCGUUUUCAGUGUAAUCAGUUUAUGGCAAAUAUUGGAGGAGAGCUCGAAUCGGUUCUUCUAAGCUACGGGCUUUUCCCCCACAACAUUGGAUACAGCAUUAUCCAUGAGGCCAAAAACACUAUUGCUACGCAUGAUGUUUUCUGUGACUACAAGAUCAUGUAUUCUGCACAAAAGAACAAUCCAGAUGAAGAUGAAUUAUUGCGUUUUCUUGAUGAUCAGGUCAGCGUAGAUGAUUUCUCUAUAGCUGAAAUUUCGUCCAGCAAACAUCUGGAUUGUAUUACGACACUACUGCACAGUGUAAUAAAGGAGGCACUGAAGAAGUCCAGAGUUGUUGACCGUAUAGUUCUUGAGAUACAAAGUGUGGUGUCUUUUUUUCGUCGCAGUGCUUACUGGUUUGAGGUUCUUUCAAGGAAAUGCAAGCUCUCGCUGUCUGGUUCUUACAGCACAAGCAGCUACACGUGGAACUCUACAAUCACCAUCAUCCGUGAAAUAAUGCAGGAGUCCGUAUGGGACUUGGUGAUGACCAUUCUCAAUCAAGCUCGCACGGAGGCAAACAGCUGCCCCGUUUGUCCGCCGGUGGUUCACGUUGCACGUGAGCAGGUCGUGGACUUUGUUGGCUUAGUGGAGCCUUUUGAAGAGGUGGUCCAGGUACUUCAGGAAGACGGUUUCGCCUUGUCCCUCGUCAUUCCGUCUAUCAUUGGACUUGAUAAAACUCUUGAGACCAAGACCACAAGUUUCAGCCUUUUCUGCUCAGCCCUCCGGUCUGGUCUCCGCUCUUACUUCCAACCUCUUAUUUUGAAAAGAGAUUUGAUACUGGCCACAGUUCUGGACCCACGAAUCAAGCUGGAACCUUUUGACAAUGGAAAAGAGAAGUUCAAGAGCACCACACUGUUUACACCUUCCAAACAGCGUGUUGCCUCAGUUGCAGAGACGGCAUUCAUUGAAAAAGAAAUGAUCGGUGAUAAACCAAAUGCUGAUAUGCAGCCUACUGAGAAGCUAACAAAGGUGUCUGAGCUGCGUCAGUAUUUAUCAGAGCCCUUGUCUGAGGGAGACGUUUCUGUCCAGAGCUUUUGGAAAGAGGCUACCUGCUUCCCUCACCUGCGGAGCGUUUGUCGCAAACUGUUGGCUGUCCCAGCAUCUUCAGGGGGAUUUAAAAGGCUGUUUCCUUUAGCGUCCAGUAUUGUACAGGCCCGGAGAAACAGACUGCCAGAACACACGACAGAACGACUUCUGUUGUACCGAGAGUAUCGGAAAAAGGAUGGCAAAAAUGCAAUGGAAUAAAUACUGAGCCUUUUGAUUUCUUAAAUCAGGUGGAAAACAUAUGCUACUAUAAAUUGUAUGAUUUUUUUUUUUUUAUUCAAUGUUUUUUUUUUUUUUUAUGAGUGACUUUAUUAGAAUGUCACUGAUAAUAAACUUUAAAACAUCAGUAAUCUUGAAACUUGUCCUGAUAUCUUCAGCUGAUUGUGAAAUUGUUGGUUUCUCAAAUUGUAGUUUUCACAUCAUUCUGAAUAAGAGAUAAUCUGCUUGUAUGACCUGCCAA